ACCUAAGGAAGCAGGCCCGGCAACUGGAAAACGAACUGGACCUCAAACUGGUCUCCUUUAGUAAAUUGUGCACCAGCUACAGCCACGGCAGUUCUCAGGAUGGAAGGCGCGACAGGUAUAGCUCGGACACAACGCCUCUCCUGAACGGAUCGAGCCAAGACCGGAUGUUCGAAGCCAUGGCCGUGGAAAUUGAGCAGCUCUUAGGGAAGCUGACCGGGGUCAACGACAAAAUGGCGGAGUACACCAACAGCGCCGGCGUCCCCUCCCUCAACGCGGCUCUGAUGCACACCCUGCAACGGCACAGAGACAUCUUACAGGAUUACACCCACGAAUUCCACAAAACCAAAACCAACUUCGUGGCAGUGCGGGAAAGAGAGAAUCUUAUGGGAUCGGUCCGGAAAGAUAUUGAGUCGUACAAAAGUGGGUGCGGUGUCAACAACAGACGGACAGAGCUUUUCUUGAAGGAGAACGAACAUCUCCGAAACUCCGACCGGCUGAUCGAAGAGACGAUAAGCAUCGCCAUGGCCACGAAAGAAAACAUGACUUCGCAGCGAGGAAUGAUGAAAUCCAUACAGAGCAAGAUGAACACCUUGGCCAACCGUUUCCCAGCGGUGAACAGCCUCAUCCAGCGGAUCAACCUACGCAAGCGACGGGACACCCUCAUCCUGGGGGGCGUGAUCGGCGUCUGCACCAUUCUGCUGCUGCUGUAUGCUUUCCAUUGAUGGAGGACGCCGUGCACGGAGAGACUUCUGGGACCAUGAUCUGCCCCUGCGAAGGGGCGGGCAGACUGCGGCGGGACCCCCCCUCCCUUCAAUCUGGGGACGUGGAGACCCAAGUGACCGUGGCAGGUGGACUCUCUCUUUCC
Molecule: messenger RNA, 865 nt
Organism: Protobothrops mucrosquamatus (brown spotted pit viper)
Lineage: Eukaryota; Metazoa; Chordata; Lepidosauria; Squamata; Viperidae
Product: Golgi SNAP receptor complex member 1
Exons: 8
Biological process (GO): vesicle fusion; endoplasmic reticulum to Golgi vesicle-mediated transport
Cellular component (GO): cis-Golgi network; Golgi membrane; Golgi medial cisterna
Molecular function (GO): SNAP receptor activity
Source: RefSeq, a predicted model, not a curated record